Messenger RNA from Candidozyma haemuli, 1122 nucleotides. It is a transcript of the gene QCR2, whose product is annotated as ubiquinol--cytochrome-c reductase subunit 2. Gene Ontology annotation, molecular function: metal ion binding. NCBI's taxonomy places the organism in Eukaryota, Fungi, Ascomycota, Pichiomycetes, Serinales, Metschnikowiaceae. Gene Ontology annotation, cellular component: mitochondrion. The record is from RefSeq and is a predicted model, not a curated record. The coding region runs from base 1 to 1122 and encodes 373 amino acids. The transcript has a single exon.
AUGUUGUCUCGUGCUUCCGCCCGUGCUUACAGCACCGCCCCUGUGAAAUUGGUGUCCAGAGACGCCCCAGGUAACUUGACCACUUUGCUGGUGAAGGUCAACAACGCUGGUUCCAAGGCUGGCAAGAUUGGUGUGGCCCACCUCUUGUCUAAGUACGCUUUCCUUAACAACGAGGUUAAGUCUGCUUUGCGUUUCACCAGAGAGUCUGAGCUUUUGGGUGGUAGCUUCUCUUCUUACGUCACCAGAGACGCCAUUGUGUUGAACACCCAGUUCUUGAAGCAGGACUUGCCAUACUAUGUUGAUGCUUUGGCCAACACCUUGCACAAGCCUCUCUUCAGACCUCACGAGCUUGUGGAGACCGUCAUUCCAGUUGCCGAGGCUGAGGCUGGCGUUGCUCACGGUUCCACCGAGUUUGUCGCUUUGGAGCACUUGCACGAGUUGACCUUCAGAAAGGGUUUGGGUAACCCCUUGUACUACGAUGCUGCCUCUACUGUGUCCUUGGACGAUGUCAAGAACUUCGCUUCUGAGGCCUACACUCAGGGUAACGUCUCCCUUUACGCCUCUGGCGCUAACGAAUCCGACUUGGCUAACUUCGUUGCUGAGUCUGCUUUCUCUGUCUUGCCUCCAGGCACUAUCAAGUCUGCUCCUGUCAAGACCUUCACUGGUAAGGAGGCCAGAUUCAGAAAGGGUGGUGAGUCUUCUGCCCUCAUUGGUGUUCCAGUUGCCAAGAAGGACUUUGCUAAGUACGAGGUCUUGUCUGCUGCUGCCGGUACCUCUGUGUUGAAGGGUGCUGCUUCUCCAUUGUCUAAGAUCCCAGGUGCCGACUCCAGAUUGUACAAAUACGAGGACGCUGGUUUGUUUGUCGUUGCCGUCACUGGCCAGGACGCCACCAAGGUCGCUGAGGGUAUCAAGGCCGCCAAGAAGGCCGUUGAGGGCUUGAACGCCUCUGCCUUGUCCACUGCCACCAAGGCUGCUGAAUUGUCUGUUGCCUUGCAAGACUCCUUCGAAUAUCCUCACAACAUCCAGAUAACCGCUGACAGCGCCAAGGGCGCCAAGUUGGGCGCUUUCAACUACGUUGCUGUUGGUAACACCGAUGUGUUGCCAUACGCCGAUGAGUUGUAA